Molecule: messenger RNA, 351 nt
Organism: Blumeria graminis f. sp. triticale
Lineage: Eukaryota; Fungi; Ascomycota; Leotiomycetes; Helotiales; Erysiphaceae
Source: the annotation of a GenBank genome assembly
AUGACAUCUGAAAUUUUAGUAUCCAAACGCACUGAGGUUCAGCCUCAUGGCAUGCGAAAAAAUGGUAAGCAAUGGCAUGAACCCAAGACCGCGUUCAGACCACGAGCGGGUAAUCAAUCCUAUGAAAAGAGAGUUGAAGCUCGGAAAGCUAUGGCUAUAACGAAGGCCAAAGAGAAGGAAAUGAAGGAGGAGAAGGAAGAUGCAAGACUGAAAAAGAUCGAAGUCCUUCGUGCAAAAAAAGCUGCCAAAGAAGAGAAGGCAAGAUAUGAAAAGCUGUCAGAGACUAUGCACAAGAAAAGGGUCGAUAGGUUAAAACGAAGGGAGAAAAGAAAUAAAAUGUUGAAAUCUUGA